ACAAGAGAGACGCGCAGAGGAGACAGAGAAGCUGUCGCAAAAUGGCUGAAGUUGAGGAAACACUGAAGAGGAUCGAAGCUCAUAAAGGUGUGAUUGGAACAAUAGUUGUCAAUGCAGAAGGUAUUCCCAUCAGGACAACUUUAGAUAACUCCACAACAGUUCAGUAUGCAGGACUUUUUCGUCACCUCACGAUGAAGGCCAGGAGCACGGUGAGGGAUAUUGACCCCCAGAAUGACCUCACCUUCCUCCGCAUCCGCUCCAAGAAACAUGAGAUCAUGGUUGCACCAGAGAAUGACUUUCUGCUGAUAGUCAUCCAGAACCCAUGUGAAUAGCUGCCGGACAUUUUCAUGAGAGUCAGCCUUUGGUUGGUCACAUGGUGGUGCUUUAUCCAGGCAAGAGAUUUUAUUCCACUGUGUUAUGUUGCUCCAUGUUCUGCAUAGUUCUUCCUUUUCUAUUUGAAACUGAAGUAUGUUGAAUAAGUUUGUGAAGUUAAGAUGCUGGUGACUGAGGAUGAUUGUACAGUAGUUCAUAGAUGAACCCUAUUCAUUUUGUUAAUGUACAGAUGGGUAACAAAUUCAAUGAAAAAUCUGAAUAAAUUAGUGGAGAAACAUGAUGCUUCCACACACGUGCACUGUGACAGACAACUGAACACUCAACAUAUCAGUCAUCACAUAACAUGUAUACAAGAUGUAUAAAAAUGUUGAAUUAACGUUGAUGGCAGGAGCUUCUGUCACAAAGACUUAUCAACUGACUGAAACAAGAGGGGUGACUAAAUUGGAAUCCGUAUUAAACUCACUAACUAACUAAAGCCUAUAUGCUUUACUGAACAAGGGCAUCUGAUGGCUCUGUGCUGUGGGAUAAAUCUUCCUGCCAUGGUUUGAUUCCACUUGUCCCCACAGAGAGAAAGGUCAUUGGAAAACAAUACAAAGUUAUUGUAAGUGAUCGCGUUUAUCCAGUGGCAGAAGCCUUAGAUCUGUAUUAUCAGAAAAAGAAUUUUAAGUAUCUGAAGUACUCAAUAUUCAGAAUGUUAUAUUAUAAUUAUAUACCAUUUAUUUGUUACUACUGAUGCAUUUAAUUAUAAGCAGCAUUUUAAUUUUGUAGCUGUUCAAGAUGGAUCUUAUGCUAACUAGGCUAUACUGUUUUAUACUGUAAAGGCCAUGCAUAUACAAGGUUCUUCCACACAGGUGUUUUCAGUUAUGCUGUUUAAUAAGUGCUUUGCUUAACUGACAUCUCCCUCACGCUUCUGUAGGUUUUGUUGUGCUUGUUGGGUUCAUUCUUAGUGCAUAGAGUCUGGUGAAAUCACAUAUUUCCCGGCAUAACAGGGAACAGGGUAAGUGAAAAGACCUGGGUGGGUGUACAGAGACUUCCAUUUGCAAAGUUAUUAAUUUGAGGUCACAUAAAAUUGAAAAACUCAGAUAAUAUGCAAGAACCAUAAAAUUGUACUGAAGUACAGAACUUGAGAAAAUGUAUUUCCACCUCUGCUUUUAUCCAGUGCUGAAACUGUGACUAUGCCCCCAACUACAGGACACAAGAGAUCACUGAAUGGUUUGAUGAGUAUGAAGAUGAAUCAUAUGUUGUGGCCUUUACAGUCACUUAAACUUGACUUAAUUAAAUGCCCACUGGAGAUUUUGGAGCAACGUCUCAGACAGCAGAUUCACCUUUGAACUUCACCAACCGAGCUGCUGGAGCAACCAUCUUUACAUCUGGUGAAUCCCUUCUUAUGCAGAAUUUUAUUACAUCACAUGGCAAGUUAACUGUCCCUCUUC
Messenger RNA from Toxotes jaculatrix (banded archerfish), 1766 nucleotides. Its product is annotated as dynein light chain roadblock-type 2. NCBI's taxonomy places the organism in Eukaryota, Metazoa, Chordata, Actinopteri, Toxotidae. The record is from RefSeq and is a predicted model, not a curated record. Bases 42 to 332 code for a protein of 96 amino acids. The transcript has 4 exons. Gene Ontology annotation, biological process: microtubule-based movement. Gene Ontology annotation, cellular component: cytoplasmic dynein complex; cytoplasm; centrosome. Gene Ontology annotation, molecular function: dynein intermediate chain binding.